Messenger RNA from Theileria annulata, 5175 nucleotides. Its product is annotated as DEAD-box family helicase, putative. Gene Ontology annotation, molecular function: histone binding; ATP binding; ATP hydrolysis activity. Gene Ontology annotation, cellular component: Swr1 complex. The transcript has 6 exons. The record is from RefSeq and is a predicted model, not a curated record. Lineage: Eukaryota; Apicomplexa; Aconoidasida; Piroplasmida; Theileriidae. The coding region runs from base 1 to 5175 and encodes 1724 amino acids.
AUGGAACCUCCAGAGAAUAAUAAAAAUACAACUCCAAACUGUAAUCCUAACGGAGUUACCAUUCUUAAAUGGUUUCACAAAAAGGAAGAUCAGAUUGGAGAAUGUGUAAAGGAAGAAUCGCAAUAUAAGGAAAAUCCAUUAUUGGUACAGGAGAAUGAAGCAAAACAAACCCAGAAUUUAGAGGAAAAUAGAGAAAAUUUGGGAAAUGAAGGUUCCCAAAGUAAGGAAAACAUGGGAGAGGAAGAAGGAGAGAAUAGAAGGUCGAAAAGAACAGCAGCAAUAAAUCAAAGAUUGUUGAUGAAAAAAAUAGCAUCACAUGAACCAAAUAUUGAAGAUAUGAGCCAAGAUGAACUUAAAUAUUCAGAUAAAGGAGUAUUGAAAAAGAAAAGAAUGAAGAGAGAAAAUCAACAGUUAUACACUAGUUCUAGCGAUCACGAAGAAUUUAUCAGAUCAGUUUCAGCAACAUAUGCCGCAAACCAACAGUUUUUUGGACUGCAAUGGCAACCACAACCUUACUUUAAUCCUCAACUUGGGUUUGUACAACAAAGGUCAUUAUCGGAAACCUCAGCCGCCAGUUAUAUUAAAUAUAAUAAUAGUUAUAGCCUAGAAAACUAUGUUAACAAACCGACGCAAGAACAAUUAGAGCACGAAGAAAUGAUAAUGAAUCAAUUGAAUGAGCUGAAGGGAGCUGAGGUGUUUAAUUUUAACGAGUAUGAAUAUUUGGCCUCAAAACAGAAGAAAAAGAAAAAAAUAAUGAUAAACAAGGAACAUAUAUUUAUAAAAGGGUUAAAUUAUAUUGAAAAUUACUUUAUUCAAAACAGAGAAUCGCUCCUACGAAAAGAUAUUUCUGAGUUGAGGAAGCUGGGAUUGGAUAAUGUGCAAGUUGAUCCAGUGUUCUUAAUUGAGUUGGGAGGGAAUUAUGAGCAAUUUAAAGAUGAAAUUAAGGAUAUAAACAAGCUAAUAAACUCGCUUCAGUCCAAAUUAAACGAGUUGUAUUCUGAAAUGGGUAAAUCAAUACCAAACAAAAUCAACGAGCCUUCAGUUUUUAGCUGCUCGUCAUUAUCGCCGACCUCAAGUAGGGACAAAGAUAAGCACAUUUUGAAGUUUGAAGAAAUAUUGGAGGAGAUGAAAGAUUUUCAGGAUCUAGUAAAUGAUGAACACAAGGAGAAAAGGAAAAUAUAUAAGAAUCUAGUAACCAACACAAGCAAAUAUAUAAUAAAGAUGGAGCAAGAUCUUGAGAAGAAUAAAACAGAAAGAAACAAGCAAGUCUUGUUAAUUUAUCGCAAUCUCAGUAACUCAAUUGAUUUAUUCUGGAAAAAAAUCGAAAAGUUUGCAUGGGAACAUUUGAAGAAGGAUUUACAGCAAGAACUUAUAAAGAAGAAAAAGCAAAACCUUGAUAAGUUCAUCCAGGAUGCAAUCAAGGUAUCAAUUAAUGACCAAGAUAGAUAUAUACUUGACAAGAAGAUUAAAACCGUUACUACGCAACCCCAGACCACUCAAAAUAUUAAUCAUUCGGAACCCCAAAAUCACAUACCAAAACCAAAAAAUAAAAAUCAGCAAGAUAAGGUUGGAUCCCCUAAGCCUAAUGUAUCUAAUGAUGAGGAUCAGGUAGAGGAUGAGUAUGUAUUGAAUAAGGAUGAGGAGCGUAUGGAGUUAGAUGAUUUGAAAUUGGAAGAUGAAAUGGAUUCUGACAAGGAAGAGAAUGAAUUAAAUGAUUUACAAAAAGAAGCUGAAAUGCCAUUAGAAGAAUUAUUAAAAAUGUAUCAAAAUCAGACUGAUGAACAAUCGGAAGAACCAGAUUAUGAUGAAAUUGAACAAGUGACUGAUUCAGACGAAGCUCAAGCGAGUGACCGAGACGAAGCUGAAAAGGUGAGUGACUCAGAAGCUGACAGAGUAUCUGAACUUUCUAUGUCUGAUGACCCACAAUCUCCUAAUUCUGAUAGAUAUGAAUCUUCCAAGCCUAAUGUAUCUAAUGAUGAGGAUCAGGUAGAGGAUGAGUAUGUAUUGAAUAAGGAUGAGGAGCGUAUGGAGUUAGAUGAUUUGAAAUUGGAAGAUGAAAUGGAUUCUGACAAGGAAGAGAAUGAAUUGAAUGAUUUACAAAAAGAAGCUGAAAUGCCAUUAGAAGAAUUAUUAAAAAUGUAUCAAAAUCAGAGUGAUGAAGCUGAUGUGCCAGUACCUAAAAAGAAAUAUAAAUAUAAAAAAGAUGAUAGUAAUAAAGUAGAGAUUAAAACCAAUAAAACUCAAAAGGAUGAAGAAUCGUCCAAAAGUAAGAUGGAAAAGGUUUUAACUGAAGAACAAAAUAACAGGGUUCAAGUUAACCAAGAGGAAGAUGAUGUAGAUAUAGAAGUACCAUUUCUAAUCAAGGGAGUUUUGAGACCGUACCAAAAAGAAGGCCUGAGGUGGUUAGUAUCGCUUUAUGAAAGGAACAUCAACGGAAUACUGGCAGAUGAAAUGGGACUGGGAAAGACACUCCAGACGAUCUGCUUGUUGGCAUACUUGGCAUGUAAUAAGGGGAAUUGGGGACCUCAUAUAAUAAUUGUUCCAACUAGCAUACUGUUGAACUGGGUAAUGGAGUUUAACAAAUUUUGCCCAGGUUUCAAAGUCCUGGCGUAUUACGGAACACCAGCAGAAAGAGCGAAAAAGAGGACGGGUUGGAACAAACCGUACUCAUUCAACGUCUUAAUUUCAUCAUACACCAUUGUGGUCCAGGAUUCGUAUAUACUAAAGAGAAGAGCAUGGGAAUACAUGAUACUCGACGAAGCACAAAACAUCAAAAACUUCACCUCAAAGCGUUGGCAAACAUUGUUGACAUUUAAUACAAAAUUUAGACUGUUAUUAACAGGAACACCACUUCAGAACUCACUGCAGGAAUUGUGGUCACUUAUGCAUUUCAUACUCCCGAACAUAUUCACGUCGCACACACAAUUUAAUAUUUGGUUCACAGACCCGUUGAAUCAAGCACUCGAUAACAUGUACAGCAAUAACCCGCUCUUCACAGAUAAUGAACUUGAAAAGAAGAACAAGGAAAGAGAAGAAAUGAAUAAAAAUAACAUGGAACUAGUUGAAAAACUCCAUGCAAUAUUCAGACCAUACUUGUUGAGAAGAUUGAAAAAAGAUGUGGAGAAGCAAAUGCCCUCAAAAUAUGAACAUGUGCUCAAGUGCACAUUAACGAAAAGACAACAAGUGCUUUAUGAUGAGUAUAUUCACCUAUACAAUUUUUCUUCAAAUAAGGAAGCAAGUAAAGAAGAGAGACUGAGCUAUAGAAGUAUGCUUAAUAUUCUGAUACAGCUGAGGAAAAUUUGCAAUCAUCCAGAUCAACUCAAAUCACGAGAUGCCCAAAUACCAAUUGAAUUCAAUAUAAACACGCUCCAACUGCCAUACCUCUUUCAAAUCAGUGAUAAACUGAAACACAAUUUCGAUAAUCGCAACCUUACAAAUAAGAUUAAUAAUAGUGGAAAGUCAUUUUUAGAAGUGUGUUCUAAAAGAAAAAGAACUGAAAGGCUGAUAGUUGAUAAGAGAAUUAAGAAGAGAAGGGUAGAUCUAAACUCUCAACUUAGUUUCCUUUCUUUGAAUAAUCUGGUUUCAAGUACAUUCGACGAUAAUAAGGAGGUUUUGAAUCAGAAUUUUGUAACUGAUGUAGAUUUAGAGAAACCCAAUAACUAUAAUCACUAUAACGGAUAUGGCAUAAAUAGUGAAAAGUUGAAGUCUGAGCCACAGAAUAAUAGUGAAGUCACUAAGAGAAAUAUGAUAAACAAGUUGUCAAGAGAACAAUUAUUGCAGGGUCAAAAGAUAAAUUUGGGUCCAAUGAACGAUAAUUUUAAAGCUAGAAAACUAACAGUGAACCAAAACCCAAGUGACGAACUCAGUAAUAAGAUGUUGAGCCAAAAACUGCUAAACAGACAAGAUAACAUACUCAACCUCAACUUGAAGAAUAACUUGGAAAUAAAUAAAAUAAUUGAGUCAUACCUGAUAUUGAUUUUGAAUUUCUUGUUAAUAUCAGUCAAAGUAGUUAGUAAGCCAGUAAAGUUAUACUUUUCUGGAACCCAGGGAAUUAACUACAAUAAUAAAAACGACUGGUACAUGAACGAAGUCAAAACAAAACUCCUGAAAAGAGAUGACAAGAAGUAUUAUAAAGAGAAUAAAGUGACCGUUGAAGCAGUUAACUCAAAUUAUAAGCUCCUUUUUCCCUCAAGACGCUCAAUCAAUGACGACUGCGGGAAAUUUAAGGUUUUGGGGCCCUUGCUACUGAAACUAAAGUCUGAGGAUCAUAGGUGUAUCAUUUAUACCCAGUUCUCGAAAAUGUUAGAUAUUCUAGAAAACUGGAUUAACUUCAUGGGCUUCACAUACAUUAGACUUGACGGCUCAACAAAGAUCGACAUGAGACAGAAGAUAAUAAACAGGUUCAACGAAAACACUAAGAUUUUCCUUUUCAUAAGUUCUACGAGAACUGGCGGAGUUGGGAUAACACUGACGGGAGCCGACACUGUUAUCUUCUACGACACUGAUUGGAAUCCAGCAAUCGACCGUCAAGCGAUGGACAGAUGUCAUAGAAUUGGACAAACUAAAGACGUGAACGUGUAUAGACUAAUCACUGAACACACGGUUGAGGAGAAUAUAUGGAGGAAACAGUUACAAAAAAGAAAGUUGGACGACUUGAUAGUUGAUCAGGGACAAUUUGACGUCCAGCACAAUAACUGGUUCUCAAACUUGGACACUUUGAUAAACAUAUUUCAGAAUAAGAGAGAUGAGCAAGAUGAAGAGGAUAUUUACGGGAAGAAGAUACUCCAUGAAAGCAACGUAGAUGAGACGCAAUUUCAAACAAAAGGAGUGCAGAACAUUAAGAUGCUCAUUGAAGUUGAGGAUGCAGACGACUCAAUGGCCUUGAAGAAACUUAAGAAGGAAAACGAGAAUAUAAAUAAACAGGAUUUCGAAACUGAUCUUAUCAACAGCAUCCCCGGACUGGUCACUUAUUGCAUACAAUUCCUGCUCAAAUACCAGACAGUGACGUUGGAAAGACAAGUUGAGAAUAUGAAGCUGAAAAUACAAAUCGAAGACUAUCAGAACCAGCAAAACAACGAACAGGAGGAGGACGAAGACGAUAUAUACACCGACUACACAAGUUCUGAAAACGAAGAACUAUCACAAGAGGAUGAACUGUCAGAAGAUUCACAGUAA